AUGUUAGGACGAAGGGGAAGGAGGAGAAGCGCUUAAAGCGGCGGGAGCGGGCGCGGGAGUGGGGUUGGACCCACGGCUGAGGCAGGCUCCCCCUCCCUCCCGCCUCAGUGGAUCAUGCCCAGGGCGGCAGCGACGGCGGCAGCGGUUGCGGGGGGGAAGUGAUUAGGCGGUGCCGGCGCAGGAGACGAUGCCGUUUCCAGUUACAACACAGGGAUCACAACAGACGCAGCCGCCACAGAAGCACUAUGGCAUCACCUCGCCUAUCAGCUUAGCAGCCCCCAAGGAGACCGACUGGGUGCUGACACAGAAACUCAUCGAGACUUUGAAGCCCUUCGGGGUUUUUGAAGAGGAAGAAGAACUGCAGCGCAGGAUUUUAAUUUUGGGAAAAUUAAAUAACCUGGUGAAAGAGUGGAUACGAGAAAUCAGUGAAAGCAAGAAUCUUCCACAAUCUGUAAUUGAAAAUGUUGGAGGAAAAAUUUUUACAUUUGGAUCUUACAGAUUAGGAGUACAUACAAAAGGUGCCGAUAUUGAUGCAUUAUGUGUUGCACCAAGACAUGUUGAUCGAAGUGACUUCUUCACCUCAUUCUAUGAUAAAUUGAAAUUACAGGAAGAAGUAAAAGAUUUAAGAGCUGUUGAAGAGGCAUUUGUACCAGUCAUCAAACUCUGUUUUGAUGGGAUAGAGAUUGAUAUUUUGUUUGCAAGAUUAGCACUGCAGACUAUUCCAGAAGAUUUGGACCUACGAGAUGACAGUCUGCUUAAAAAUUUAGAUAUAAGAUGCAUAAGAAGUCUUAAUGGUUGCAGGGUAACCGAUGAAAUUUUACAUCUAGUACCAAACAUUGACAACUUCAGGUUAACUCUGAGAGCUAUCAAACUGUGGGCCAAACGCCACAACAUCUAUUCCAAUAUAUUAGGUUUCCUCGGCGGUGUUUCCUGGGCUAUGCUAGUAGCAAGAACUUGCCAGCUUUAUCCAAAUGCAAUAGCAUCAACUCUUGUACAUAAAUUUUUCUUGGUAUUUUCUAAAUGGGAAUGGCCAAAUCCAGUGCUAUUGAAACAGCCUGAAGAAUGCAAUCUUAAUUUGCCUGUAUGGGACCCAAGGGUAAACCCCAGUGAUAGGUACCAUCUUAUGCCUAUAAUUACACCAGCAUACCCACAACAGAACUCCACGUACAAUGUGUCCGUUUCAACACGGAUGGUCAUGGUUGAGGAGUUUAAACAAGGUCUUGCUAUCACAGAUGAAAUUUUGCUGAGUAAGGCAGAGUGGUCCAAACUUUUUGAAGCUCCAAACUUCUUUCAAAAGUACAAGCAUUAUAUUGUACUUCUAGCAAGUGCACCAACAGAAAAACAACGCCUAGAAUGGGUGGGCUUGGUGGAAUCAAAAAUCCGAAUCCUGGUUGGAAGCUUGGAGAAGAAUGAAUUUAUUACAUUGGCUCAUGUGAAUCCCCAGUCGUUCCCAGCACCCAAGGAAAACCCUGACAAGGAAGAAUUUCGUACAAUGUGGGUGAUUGGGUUAGUGUUUAAAAAAACAGAAAAUUCUGAAAAUCUCAGUGUUGAUCUCACCUAUGAUAUUCAGUCUUUCACAGAUACAGUUUAUAGGCAAGCAAUAAACAGCAAGAUGUUUGAGGUGGAUAUGAAAAUUGCUGCAAUGCAUGUAAAAAGAAAGCAACUCCAUCAACUACUACCUAAUCAUGUGCUUCAGAAAAAGAAAAAGCACUCAACAGAAGGAGUGAAAUUAACAGCUCUGAAUGACAGCAGCCUUGACUUGUCUAUGGACAGUGACAACAGCAUGUCUGUGCCUUCCCCCACCAGUGCUACGAAGACCAGUCCAUUGAACAGCUCUGGCAGCUCUCAGGGGGGGGUUUUUCUUGUUAGCAGAAACAGUCCUGCUCCAGCUGUGACGGCAGCAUCUGUGACCAACAUCCAGGCUCCUGAAGUCUCUGUGCCACAAACAAAUUCCAGUGACCGCUCAGGGGGUACAUCGAGUGAAAGCAUUCCUCAAACUGCCACACAGCCAGCCAUUUCGCCACCACCAAAGCCUACAGUCUCCAGAGUUGUUUCCUCAACACGUCUGGUAAACCCACCACCUAGAACUUCAGGAAAUGCAGCAACAAAAAUACCUAACCCUAUAGCAGGAGUCAAGAGGACAUCCUCACCUCAUAAAGAAGAAAGUCCCAAGAAACCCAAAACAGAAGAGGAUGAAACAAGUGAAGAUGCUAACUGUGUUGCUUUGAGUGGACAUGAUAAGACAGAAGCAAAGGAACAACUUGAUACAGAAACAAGUACAACUCAAACAGAAACUACUCAGACAGCGGCUUCUCUGUUGGCUUCUCAGAAAACAUCCAGUACAGACCUUUCUGAUAUCCCCGCUCUCCCUGCAAAUCCUAUUCCUGUUAUCAAGAAUUCAAUAAAACUGAGAUUGAAUCGGUAAAAACAACCUCAGGGGUCCAUAAACAGUAUCUGCCAACUCAACCUGUUGUCUUCAAAUGCUAAAAAAGGAGAAUGGAGGGUACAAGACUAGACAAGACUGAACGUGGAUUAGGUUUUUGGUGACCUCCCUCACUGGGCUAAUCAGCACUUGAUCGGAAGUCCAGGUUAGUAUGUGAAGCCAGGAGUACUGUUCUUAUUGUGUUAGCAACAGUUGCAUUAACUAUUAAAAAAAUUACUGCCUUUAAAAAGAAAACCUCAAGCUAUAUUUGUAUCCACAAUUGACAUCUGGAUUUGGUUUAUGUUUGAUGCAUUGUUUGGAAAACUUGCAAUACAAACUGGCAUAAGAAUUCCUUAUUCUGAUGAUGCACUUUUAUGUAUUUUUUAUUAGAAAGUAGAACUAAUUUUAGAUUUUCAGCUUGAUGGAUUUUCAUUUUUUCCCAAAGAAUUUCCUUUGCCCUUAGUCUUCAAAUUGGAUACCAUUGUGCAGUGGUAUACGGUCUUUACUUCAGAGAAGAAACAAGAGUACAUCUAGUUCAGUCCAUGUGAGGUAGUGGUAUCCUGGAAAAAUGAAACGUCAACUCUCGGGUGUACAUUUGACACUGAAAGAAUAAUUAGGAAAUACUUGGUUUUGAUGGGGUUAUGAUUAAGAAAUGAUAUAUUGGUUUUAUUUAUAGAAUUGUUUUGUAGUGCAUACAAAUCAGCGAUCAGCCAGCAAAUAUAUUUCUUUGAGCUUACCGGAGCUCCAUAUUCUUUUGCCUUUUGUCUGUUGUCUUUGAAACAAAUGAAAAACCUUUUUGCACCCCCCCCUUUUUUUUAAUCUUUUUGUGUAUAUGCACAAGGUCGGACUUACUUCACAAAAACCAAAAUGCCAGUAUUUUCUUAAGCCAUGAUGCGAAACCAGUGACCCGGUGGCACAGAACACUUAAGUUUUGGUCCCAUGGCUGAGAUCUCCCGGUGACUAAGAGUAAUGCCUGUGAGACUGGUAUCUAACCUGGAUGGCCAUUUGAUCUCUAAAUAGAGGAAUUUUGUACACUCCGCAGAUCUCCUGUUCCUGUCUAUGUAGUAAAUUGAUUUUCAAUUUUAAACGUGGGCAAAAAGGCAUUUUCUCCAAGAUUUUUAAACUAAUUUUUAUUUUAACUGGUUUACCAAAAUUUGUCAGCAAAUUUUACAUACAGAAACAUUUUAAAACUCAUUUCUAAGCAAGCACUUAACAUCUAGUCAGCUCUCUACUCCUUUUUUAUUUUGUUUUAUUCUAGCAAAGGGUGAGAAACAUCUUUAAAGCAAAUAAUUUCUCAUAACAAAGCAACAUAACAUCCAUCUUUACAAUGUAUGAGGGAUGCCAGACGUGGGUAAACUUAGUUUCUUAAUCUGGACAAAGCAAACCUCACAAGGUUUCUCCAGUGAGCAUGUUUUUGAAUCUUCCAUUGUGCUCCAUUUUAUCACAUGUGCAUUUUUCAUGUUAAACUGCAAUUACUUAAAACUCUCCCCCAUGCUUCUAAAUUAAUUUUCUCAAGUCGGAAUAUAGUCUUUUCCCCCUUAGGCUAUGCAUUAAUUGAGCUUUCUUUUCCCCAUGACUUUAUAAUGUCUAGUAUACAAUAUUUCUACUUCCCACAUCUUCGCUCUGCACAGUCACCUUGCCCUUCUUCCCAGCCACCUAAGAAGAAAAGACGGUCAGCUAACAGGUGAAGUGUACAAGGUGUCUGUGUGUGUUGUGUAGCUUCAGAGUUAGAUUGAAAUUGCCAGGCACAGAUUUAGUCUUGUCAUUUUGUUUACACAUUGGGGAAAAAAAUUCAGUUUAUUAAACGUUUCAUGUAACUGCAUCCAAGUUUUGCCAAGCUGCAAACUUGGACUUUCUCUGUGUAGUGACUUUUUAAUUCUAGUUUCAUAAUCUGGAAAUCAGACUGUUGCUUUCGCAUGAUGUAUGUAGUGUCUCAUGACUGGAGUUUGCUUUGUUUUAUAGUAUCUGUACUCCUUGUAUUUUUCAAGAGCUAUUUUGUAAACAGAUGAUGUAUUUCUCCAUUGAAAACACAAUAAAAUUAAAAAAAAAAAAAAAAAAAA
Molecule: messenger RNA, 4482 nt
Organism: Chinchilla lanigera (long-tailed chinchilla)
Lineage: Eukaryota; Metazoa; Chordata; Mammalia; Rodentia; Chinchillidae
Gene: Papola
Product: poly(A) polymerase alpha
Exons: 22
Coding region: 188-2425 (745 amino acids)
Cellular component (GO): nucleus
Molecular function (GO): poly(A) RNA polymerase activity; RNA binding
Source: RefSeq, a predicted model, not a curated record